Messenger RNA from Stegodyphus dumicola, 5660 nucleotides. Its product is annotated as vitellogenin receptor Yl-like. NCBI's taxonomy places the organism in Eukaryota, Metazoa, Arthropoda, Arachnida, Araneae, Eresidae. Gene Ontology annotation, biological process: receptor-mediated endocytosis. Gene Ontology annotation, molecular function: calcium ion binding; hormone binding; protein binding. The record is from RefSeq and is a predicted model, not a curated record. Gene Ontology annotation, cellular component: apical plasma membrane; signaling receptor complex; plasma membrane.
AUAAAAUGCUUUGUAGUGCGCCUUAGACGUCUAGUUCCAGUGCCGGUUUUACAUCGCUGAGCGAGUAGCAGCGAUGGAGUCUUAUGUUUAUAUAUUUAUUUUAUUAACAUUUACUAACUUGGGGUAUGCAGUUUCACAUUGUCCGGAGACAUGGCUCGACUGCGGGAAUGGUGAAUGUGUAUCGUAUAUGUGGAUCUGUGAUAAUGACAAUGAUUGUGGCAAUUUAAAAGACGAAGAAAACUGCGAUAAGAAGGUAUCUCAUGUAAAGUGCUUGAGCAGUCAGUUCCAGUGCGAUGGCCACUGUAUACCUGAAGUUUGGCACUGUGAUGGCGAACAUGACUGUCUAGAUAAGACAGAUGAAUACGGUUGUGAAAACCUCACAGAAUGCAGUGGAUUCCGAUGCCAAGACCAUCACUGUAUUCCUGAGAGAUGGAAAUGUGACGGUAUUAAAGAUUGCCCAGAUGGUUCUGAUGAACUCUGCCCUUCAGCCAAACUCUGCUCUGAAUCGCAGUUCACUUGCUCAUCUGGCUCGUGCAUACCUCUGGCUGCUGUAUGUGAUGGAAAGAGUGAUUGCUCAGAUGCAAGCGAUGAAGGACAACACUGUAAUGAGACAUGUGCGGCUUUAACAUGUUCCCAAAAAUGCAGACAUUCUCCCAUCGGACCAGUGUGUUACUGUGAGAAAGGUUACAAGUUGCAAAAAGACAACAAGACUUGUUUAGAUGUUAACGAAUGUGCCGAUGAUGGAUUCUGCAGCCAUGACUGUGUCAACCUCCCUGGAAGUUACAAAUGCUCCUGUAGAGAAGGUUACAAACUGGUGAGCAGAACUUGCUUGGCAACGGACGUAGAACCUUUGCUUAUAUUUUCCACUCGGCGUGAAAUCCGAGGCAUGUACCUAAGAUCUGGUCGUUAUUUCUUAAUACGGAAAUCUGUGUCGACAUCGUCUGCUAUAGAUUUUGAUCCGAUUACCUCGAAGGUAUACUGGAUUGAUAUUUCCAAUCGCUCGGCAAUUUAUUCGGCUAAUAUAGAUGGCAGUGACUUCAAACAAGUAUUAAGUAAUGGUCUUCUAAUGCCCGAGGACAUAGCUGUGGAUUACGUGGGAAGAAAUCUGUAUAUUAGUGAUUCAGAACUAAAACUAAUAUUGGUUUGUAAAAUGGAUAACAGCGUUUGCCAUGCGUUGCAUAGUAUCAAAAUGGGGAAACUUCGAGCACUUGCACUGGAUCCGGCUGAAGGAAUUCUUUACUGGACUGACUGGGGAAUGAAAACAGCAGGGAUAUACCGCAGCGGCAUGGACGGAUCACAUCCUUCUCCCCUGGUUUCCAAAGAUAUAAAGUGGCCAAAUGGUAUUUGUAUUGACCAUACCACCGAUCGACUCUAUUGGACGGAUGCGGGUUUAAAUACGAUCGAGUUCAUAACACUUGAUGGAAAAUCCCGAAAAGUUCUGCUUAAGAAUGCAGUUUAUCACCCAUAUUUUAUUGCUGUAUUUGAAGACAGCUUAUUUUGGUCUAACUGGGAUACCUUCUCUUUAGAAACCUCCAACAAAUUCACAGGUCAUAAUGUGACUGUGAUAGCUAGAGAAAAUGGACAACAUAUUAUGGGAGUGCAUGUUUAUCAUCCUGUACUUGAGAGAACAAAACAUAACCCUUGCUGGUCUAAUACUUGCAGUCAUAUGUGCUUAAUAGCUCCUUCCAGAAAUCACCGAUGCGCAUGCCCAGUUGGAUUUUCGCUCUCAAAUGAUGAACAGACAUGCCAAAUGAACAGCAAUUCCCCUUCGCUUUUCGUCAACGACGAAACAAAAAUUUACCACAUACAACCGGAAGCUGUGGGCGGAGGGGCUGUCACAGAAUUGCCCCCUACUCAUCUUCCCCUAAUUGGAAGAGUUAUCUAUGACUGGAAAUCGAAGUUUCUUUUCAUCAGCGAAUUAACUCGUCCAGCCAUACAUGCCAUCAACAUGACAUCUUUAACUACGCGGGAACUAGUCGAAGAGCACCUUGUUGUCCCUGAAGACCUCUCAUUUGAUUGGACAAGCAACAAUUUGUAUUGGUUGGAUUCCAGCAAAGGCACUGUGGAAGUGAUGUCCAUCAGUAAUUCUCGACGGUCGAUAAUCGUAGUUGACUUGUCUAAACCUGUUGCUAUUAGCCUUGAUCCUCUUCGUAGGUUGAUGUUUAUAUCUGUUGUCGGAGAUGCACCUUCAGUAUCCAUGUAUGAUAUGGAUGGAACGAACCAAAGGCUGUUGAGGAAGAUCUCUGGACCAGCUAUAUCGCUUGCCGUACAUCCCACAAGAAGUCUUCUAUUCUGGGCAAAUCCUAAAAGUGGCACAAUUGCAUCAAUAGAUUACUUGAAUUUGCAUAAAAACCGUGUGCUGCACAAAGACGAAAUCGGCAAUGUGAUUUCACUUACGGUUAGUGAACACUUCAUUUACUGGACAGAUUCUGAAAACCCACAUCUGAAUUUAAUGAAGCAGAAUUCAGCCGAUGCUUACUCAGUAUCUCUAACCGGUGUCCAAGGAGGAUUGUCAUCGAAGAAAGUCUUUUAUUCUUUCACUCCGGAUAUAGCGAAUACCUCCUCGGAAUUUUCUCCGUGCUCUGUUAACAACGGUGGCUGCAGUUAUCUCUGCCUCAACUCGCCGAAGGGAAGAACAUGCCUUUGUCCUAUCGGAAUGGAGAUCUUGAAGGACAACGCAACAUGCGGAGGCCGAAAAUGUGAAGCAGACGAAUUCCGCUGCCUAAAGAACGGAACAUGUAUUCCCAAAACUUUUGUUUGCGAUGGAGUCAAAGAUUGCGAAGAUGCUUCUGAUGAAAACUGUGAUGAACCAUCAGGACAUCGGUGCCCAGCAAACGAUUUCCAGUGUCGAAACGGUCAUUGUAUCAUUAGCUCCUGGAAAUGUGACAAGAGGGAUGAUUGUGGUGAUAAUUCUGACGAGGAAGGCUGCCCUCCUAUAGAGAGUUGUUCUAAAGACUCGUUUACUUGCGAAAAUGGUGCCUGUAUUCCUUUGCUGUGGCGAUGCGAUCUCCAGAAGGACUGUGAAGAUGGCAGCGAUGAGAACAAAUGUCACUUGACCGAGUGUGAUGUGGAAACUCAGAUGAGAUGCGAUCAUGGUCGGUGUAUACCAAAAGCUUGGGUUUGCGACGGCAAUUUGGAUUGCAGUGACGGCAUUGAUGAAAGAAACUGCUCAACUGAACCUAAGGCGUGCGGUUUAAAGGAAUUCAGAUGUGGUGAUGCGACAUGCGUUGAUAAACUGAUGGUAUGUGAUGGGAAGAAGGACUGUGCGGACGGUUCCGAUGAAAAGAAUUGCACAAAGAAUAUUCCUUGCAAAGCAAAUGAAUUUCAAUGCAGCGAUGAAUCCUGUAUUUACAUUCACGAUGUCUGCGAUGGAUUUAAAGAUUGCCCGAAAGGGGAGGAAGAGUUAAAUUGUAAAGCUGCUGAAAACUGUACUGCAGGACAGUACUUGUGUGCUUCUUCGAAACGCUGUAUUUCUCUUAAAUGGCUAUGCGACGGUGACGAUGACUGCGGUGAUGCGUCUGAUGAAGACGAAAAAUGUCUUUCAAAUGGUCAGACAACAGUUGCGCCUUCCAAACCAGCUGAAUGUGAAGACUUUCGAUGCUUGAUGUCCGGGGAAUGUGUACCACUGCCGAGAGUUUGCGAUGGGCGGCAUGACUGCGUUGAUCUAACGGACGAAAGUUCUUUGUGCCUCAAAGCCUGUGAUCAUAAUGGUGGCUGCGCUCACAAAUGCACCAAAAUGCCGUACGGACCGAAGUGCUCCUGUUUUGAUGGCUUUAGGUUGAUGCCAGAUGGGAAAGCUUGCGAGGAUAUUAACGAAUGCCUUUCUCCUGGAAGUUGCAGCCACUUCUGCAAUAAUACUAAAGGAGGAUUCAAAUGCAGUUGUGCUGAAGGCUAUUUCUUGGAGCAAGAUCACCGGACGUGCAAAGCCGACGGAGGAUCUGCCAUUCUCGUCUACUCGCUACCAGAUCAGAUCAGGGGCAUAGAUUUAAGCAGCCAUACUCAAAAGGUCUACGUGAAUUCGGAGUAUUCACAGAUAAUGGGAAUCGAUUAUGAUGCUUCUGAAGGAGUCAUUUAUUGGGCCGACUGGAGACGGGGAACUGUAAGUAGUUACAGCUUUGAUUCCAAGCGAGAAGAUAAAUUGAUUGACUGUGAAGAGAGACCAAACUAUCUCAGAUUUGAUUGGAUAGCUAAAAACAUCUACUACACAACGGAUAAAGUAGACAUCGUAGCUUGCAACAAAGACGGAACCUAUUGUUCAACUAUCCUACGUUCUGUGGCACCUUUUGUGAAUGGGUUCGCUAUUUCGCCUGUGAAAGGGCUUAUGUUCUGGUGUGUGUGGAGUACCGUGCUCCAGAAGACUUUUGGUGUCAUCGAGAGGGCAGAAACAGAUGGCUCCGAAAAGAUAACUCUCAUUUCUCGGGAUAUAGACUGGCCUGCGUCAAUUACAGUAGAUCAAGUCUUGAAUAUAAUUUGCUGGACUGAUACUAAUCUAAAUACAUUAGAAUGUGCCGAUUUCCAUGGACUUCACAGGAGGCAAGUACCUACCAAAGACAUGUACUACCCAUUCUCCUUGACGUUUUUCGAAGAUACCGUAUUUUGGGCAGAUUUUGGAACGGACAGCUUCAUUCGCUGCAACAAGUUUACAGGAUCCAGUUGCUUCGUCUUCCAUAAAGGAAACGCUAAAGCUGAAGCUAUGGUGGUAGUACACAGAGUUCAGCAACCUAAAGGUGAGAACCGUUGCGCCUCCAACACAUGUCAGCAGUUAUGUUUACAAUCACGCUCCAGUUUCGUUUGUCGGUGUGAUGAUAAAUAUCUGCUUCGUAAUGACAGCACUUGUGAACUCCUGACAAUCACAAGAUACCACACCAGGACUAGACCCCAAACCAAGACCAGGCCCUAUGUUACAUCCACUACCAUACCAAGUUCAGCUUCGCGAGCUACCACACGAAGAUACCAAAGAAAACAAACUACAGUGAAACCACCCCAAACUAAACUGAGUUGCCCAGAUUCAUACUGUUUUCAAGAUUCGCCGUGUUCAGUCAUCGAAGGAAGGUACCAUUGCGAAUGUCCAUAUUUAUUUAUUGGAGAAAGAUGCGAGACGCAUAUAGCCGCAACACAAGCGGAAAAUGACUAUAGUUGGAUCAUUGGAAUUAUCUUGGGUCUUGCUUUGAUUGCUGGUAUUGUUACUGCUCUUCUGCUUUGCAAGCAAAACAGAGAGAAACUUACCAAAAUGGGUGAACACGUAGCGGUCACAUUCCGAAAAUCGCGAUUUAGAAGAAACAGCGGCAGACUAGUGGUAGACAUGGACGACAGAGAUUCAUCUGAAGAACUCAUCCUGGGGAAAUGUGGAUCCUACAAGUCUUCAUCUGGAUUUGGCAAUCCUUUGUUCGGGAAACAACCACAUAUACUCAAGGACUUGGAAUCCAAAGAAGACUUCAAAAGAUGGCCAUCGCAUGACUCGAAUGACUCCGCAUUUGUGAGCGAGUGUCCUAAAGACGGAUCACUUCUUUGCAUCGCUGAGACAUCCAUGACUAAUGCCAAGCCUGAGAGCAAAAUCGCACAGUUUUUCAGGAAAAUAUAAAAUUUUAAAUUCAUAAUCAUUUAUUAAUCGAGCCUGUUUUGUUACUUUUAAAUUAAUAAACUAAUAUGUUGAAUUUUAA